Molecule: messenger RNA, 1012 nt
Organism: Zeugodacus cucurbitae (melon fly)
Lineage: Eukaryota; Metazoa; Arthropoda; Insecta; Diptera; Tephritidae
Gene: MED20
Product: mediator of RNA polymerase II transcription subunit 20
Exons: 1
Coding region: 148-894 (248 amino acids)
Biological process (GO): regulation of transcription by RNA polymerase II
Cellular component (GO): mediator complex
Molecular function (GO): transcription coactivator activity
Source: RefSeq, a predicted model, not a curated record
UGUUUGUUUACACGGUGUUUGAUAAAUUUGUGUUUCCAAACAAAACUGCAGCAAAGGAAUUAAAAAUAUUUAAUUUAUUUUCUAAUUAAAAUAAAAAACUUUUUAAGUAGAAAUAUUCCUUUAAUUAUUUCCAUAUAUUCUUUAGUAAUGGGCGUCACUGUGUUGUUGCCAUAUCAGAUACCAGAAGGCAAAACUGGUGCACAAGCCAUUGACUACCUUACCAAACGCCUGCUGGCAUUGGGCGCUAUACACACUGGACAAUUCCUCGUCGAUUGUGAAACAUACAUCUCCACACCACAACAUGGUCCAGCCAAAACUGUGCACGUACUACACGAUUCUGAAUAUCCUGCUUCCACAUUUUCCAUAUUAGACAACGGUGCCGGCAAACAAAUACCACUAGUGGCCGACAACCUAUUCGACUUACUCAUGUUGAAAAUGACUUCAGUCUACACAUCUAAAAAGCAGACUAAAAUUGAAUCAAAAGGUGCGCGCUUCGAAUAUGGUGAUUUCCUUAUAAAGUUAGGUUCCGUGACCAUGAUGGAAAACUUUAAGGGUAUACUCAUUGAAAUUGAAUACCGUCCGUGUGUGGUGCUUUCGUAUUGUUGGGAAAUGAUACGCGAAACAUUGCAAGGUUUCCUAGGCAUGCAAAUUGCCAAAGAGUAUCCAGGUUAUUUCUCACAACAAAUAAUGAAUCCUAUGGGCCAACAGCAGAUACAUCCCAAACAGAAUGAUGUUUACGAGCCAAUUGAUACGAUUAACCAAUAUUUGGAAAGUUUCACAAAUUAUCGCAAACAAAAUGUGUUGCCUGUGGCCGGUGGUGCGGCAGGUGGCGCAGCGGCCGCACAAAAUGCCGCAGCUAAUAUGCAGGGAGGCAAUCAGCGUAUGCGAAUGUAAUGUUAAUAAGCGGCAUUUGUGUUUGUGGUAAUUUUAAGAAAUUUAUUUAAAUUAGUUAGAUGAAGUUGUAAUGUGAGAAAAAUGAAAAUAAAUGGCUAAAAAUUUUUAUAAAUGAAAA